Molecule: messenger RNA, 3259 nt
Organism: Venturia canescens
Lineage: Eukaryota; Metazoa; Arthropoda; Insecta; Hymenoptera; Ichneumonidae
Product: THAP domain-containing protein 1-like
Exons: 11
Coding region: 2181-3077 (298 amino acids)
Molecular function (GO): sequence-specific DNA binding
Source: RefSeq, a predicted model, not a curated record
CUAUAAUGAAAAAGAUAGUAGAUAGUCUCGGCGAGAGCCUCAGGAGGCCAGCAGACGACAGGGCUGUCAAUGUACUUGUCCCGAACUGCCGAGACUCUACCGAGUCUUGAUAUCUCGGAAGGUUAAGGGAUGUCAAUUGGCAUGGAAUCCUCACUCGCUUGUAACAUUCCAUAGUUUCCCUCUAAAGAAAGAAAAAUUAUUGGAGAAGUGGCUUCGUGUUAUACCAUCUAACACAAAAGUAUCAAAACAUUCAUGGAUUUGCAGCAACCAUUUUCCAUGGAGGUCUAUUUCGCUAGUUAAUGGAAGAACAUACCUGAAGAAAGAUUCUGUUCCCACAAUCUUUGAACACAAUGUUAUUCAACAAUCGAAAGAGAACAGCUAUCUAGGAGAAGCUAACAUUCAGUAUAUAACAACUGCAUCAUAAAGAACAAUUAGAAGAUAAAAGCUGUCCAAAAGCGGCUAGCAUUGAAUAUGAAACAUCUAUAAUGUAUGUACCAGAAUUGUUCGUGCAUCAUGAAGAAGCAAGUUGAAUGAAUUCUACCCGAUAAAAAUAGCACUUUUUCAGUCAUCUGUGUAAUCUUUUUCAUGUUUAUAAAAUUUCGAAAAAGGUUAUUCAUCAAUCAAACGAAGACAAGUAUUCAAAAAGAGAUAGCAUUGAGUAUGAAACAGCCAUAACGCGUGUACCAGGAUUGUUUCUUCAUCGGCAAGAGGCUGCACCAAAUAAAGAUGUUGCUGUACAAACGAUAUGGUAUCGUACACUUCCAUCAGCCGAAGUGGAAAAAUUGAGAAAAAAAAUUAAAGUACUGCAAUCACAACUAAAUCGAAAAGAGAAGAUAGUCUCAAAUGUCCGACAACUACUUUCGCACCUUAAGAGUGAAAGUAAAGAUCCAGAUCGACUUGAAAAAGCUUUAUUGCAACGAUUGUCCGGAUUCAAAUUGGAGCUUUUUCGAAAUGAAAUCCGUAAUAGUGCUGCUCCCUCAAAUGCCCGUAGGUAUUCUGAAGAUAUGAGAGAAUUUGCAUCAACGUUUUAUCUCCAUUCACCGAAAGCGUACGAGUUCGUCCGGACCAAGUUAAACUUGCCUCAUGUAGCAACGUUACGGAAAUGGGUAGAUACUCAGGGAAAGCAGGAUUCGUAGCCAGUGCGUUUGAAUAUUUGGAUAGACAAAAUUGUGAGAGAGAGAAAGACAGAGAGAGAGAAGGCUUCAAGACUAUGGGUCAGCUGUGAAAAAAUUGAAUUUAUCAAUUUACUCUUAGAUUUAACAAUUGAUUUUUAUGUAUUCUAAGUAGUUUCGCACAAUAAAAAAAAAUAUUAAACACCCAAUCAUUCAUCUUUUCAUCCAUGGCAUGUCAGGAGAAUACAGAAAUGCUUGUACAGAAACUGCAGCUAUUGUCUCCCAAAGGUCUCCCAUGAUUAAAAUAUAUUAAAGCAAAAGGCGGAAAACCUUCCUCCAUCAAUAAAGUUCUCUCAAGCCCUUCCAAUCAUUACAGAUUUGUCACUGCAGGAUUUCUUUAUAAACUAUGGCAGGCUGUUAUUAACUUCCGACUGCCCGCAGGGCCAUAAAGACGGGAGUUAUCGAUGUUUUCAUCAUAAUUUUUACGAGAUUCUUAAAUAAAAAUAUUCAAUGUUUUUCAAAUAAAAAAUUUGUUAAAUCCAUCUUUCAUAUUUAUGGUUGGUUCUCGCUGUCAUUCGAUUUUCUGCUGGACUAUACGAACAAAGAGAGAUUCUAUCUCUCUCGUUCCCGAUGGCAGAUCGAGAGCACGGUCUGUAUAUUCGUGAAACAAGAGCACACGCUUUCUGUAUAGCUAUAGCAUUAUAGCAUAAGAAAUUUCGACCGAUUACAAAUUACAAAACUGUGUUCGCUACACCCAGCCAGCUAGGCUACACUUCAUUGGUUCGACAUUUCGAACGCGAUAUGCGAGUGUAUAAACCAUAUCGUUGGUGCCUUGGUUGGUGCGUUGUUUAUACGACCCUAAUGGGCUACAGUUCGACGAGGUGGUCAACCCACCUCGCUUUUCUCUCCAGUCUGCGCAUGCCUGUGGUAGACGCAUUUGUUAUUGUACAGUCCAAGUCCAAACAGAGAAUUAUUUUCUAAUGUACGUUCGUUUCACAUUUGAAGUACAAUAAAAAAUAAUUGUUUCAUACGGUGAAAGUUGUUUGUUUUGCCGAACGAUAAGACAAAAUGGUUUGUAAGUGUUGCGUUGUUGGAUGUAAGUCAGAAUGGAACCCUCUCUCGCCUGUAACUUUUCAUAGUUUCCCUUGGAAAGACAAGGCAUUAUGUGAGGAAUGGAUGCGUAUUGUACCAUCUAGAACGACGGUUUCAAAACAUACCAAGGUUUGCAGCAAACAUUUCAAAGAAAAUUCUUUCAGCUUGAGUAGCGGAAAGACCUUUUUGAAAAAAAAUUCUGUUCCAACAAUCUUCCCACACCGUAUACUACAAGAUUUUCAGAUCAAUCAGCUGUUAAUCAAAAAUGGCUCUUCAGAAAACACUAGCUUUGAGUACGAAACAGCUGAAACACAUGUACCAGAAUGGACUGUACAUCAUGAAGAAGUUAUUGAGCAAUCGGAAGAAGACAGAUAUACAGAAGAAGCUGACAUUGAGUAUGAAACAGCCAUAACGCGUGUACCAGGAUUGUUUUUCCAUCAGCAAGAAGCUGCACCAAAUAAAGAUGUUGCUGUACAAACGAUAUGGUAUCGUACACCUCCAUCAGCCGAAGUGGAAAAAUUGAGAAAAAAAAUUAAAGUACUGCAAUCACAACUAAAUCGAAAAGAGAAGAUAGUCUCAAAUGUCCGACAACUACUUUCGCACCUUAAGAGUGAAAGUAAAGAUCCAGAUCGACUUGAAAAAGCUUUAUUGCAACGAUUGUCCGGAUUCAAAUUGGAGCUUUUUCGAAAUGAAAUCCGUAAUAGUGCUGCUCCCUCAAAUGCCCGUAGGUAUUCUGAAGAUAUGAGAGAAUUUGCAUCAACGUUUUAUCUCCAUUCACCGAAAGCGUACGAGUUCGUCCGGACCAAGUUAAACUUGCCUCAUGUAGCAACGUUACGGAAAUGGGUAGAUACUCAGGCAAAGCAAGAUUCAUAGCCAGUGCGUUUGAGUAUUCGGAUAGACAAAACUGCGAGAGAGAGAGAGAGAGAGAGAGAAGGCUUCAUAGACUAUGGGUCAGCUGUGAAAGAAUUGAAUUUAUCAAUUCACACUUAAGAUUUGGCGAUUGAUUUUUAUGUAUUCCAAGUAGUUUUGUAUAAUAAAAAAAAUUACACAUCCAA